AUGGCCCCUACCCACAUCCUGGUGACUCGAGCAGGUCCGUGCUACGAUUCUGUGAAGACACCUGUAACAGUGGCAGAGCUGAGUAUCUCCACGCUAGGGUACGACUCGUUGCUAAGCGGAGAGUUCAAUAUUAGCGAAGAUAUCGAUAAUGGGUGGAAGAUAAAGGCUACAAUGCAGAAAUGCGUGGACAUUCGUAACAUGGAGUCGUGUGACUUCCUGAGGUCGUUCGACUUGGUGAAGAGCGGCUGUGCUGACGACGACAAUGAACAGGGAUUGUACCGUAUGCUAUUCCACUAUGCACACCCAAAGCUAAACUGUCCUGUACAGGCCGGUCGCUAUAGGCUGGUAGACUUUCCACUCUUUACCGAGGACAACGACCUUGUGGUGCCAGAGUCCAAGAUAUCCACCAGUGUCUUUGGAUACACGUUCAGACUGGAUGGUUUUAUUGAAAAACCACGUCGACAGAUAUUCUGCGUAGAAGCACUGUUGCAGUUGUUAUACAUAAGAAAGCACAACUGGAUAGAGAGGAAACAUAUUAUUAAGGAGACUACUCUAAGGCCACCGACCAGGGUCAGUGAAGAAGAAGAAGAUGAAUAAAUACCAGUACAAAGAAACAGGGAGACAAUCCUUCGACAGAGCGUUUAAAAACUUUUCCAAUAUUAUAAAAAAAAUCU
Molecule: messenger RNA, 674 nt
Organism: Spodoptera littoralis (African cotton leafworm)
Lineage: Eukaryota; Metazoa; Arthropoda; Insecta; Lepidoptera; Noctuidae
Source: the annotation of a GenBank genome assembly